Molecule: messenger RNA, 585 nt
Organism: Exophiala aquamarina CBS 119918
Lineage: Eukaryota; Fungi; Ascomycota; Eurotiomycetes; Chaetothyriales; Herpotrichiellaceae
Exons: 1
Coding region: 1-585 (194 amino acids)
Source: RefSeq, a predicted model, not a curated record
AUGGGCUCCAUUGACGGUUCCUCUCAACACCUUUCCGGUCUGCCCGACCCGACAAUCCAUAUCACCACGCAUAACACCUCUGGCCAGGCGGUACUUUACAGCUCCGAGAAAGCCCAAAUCACGGCAUUUCCAGAGCAUAAAUACGCCUCCGCUCCGCUUUACACGACGUCGGAAAUGCCACCUAGCCUAAAUGAUGAUGUCGACAUCAAGCUGCAUCAGGAUCGGCUUUCACGAGGCCAGUUGCCUGCCGUUUUGCCCAAGGGGACAGUCUGCCGCUUUGCAGAUUUUGCGCCAAACAGUAACGGAUUCAUGCAUCGCACGCAGAGUCUGGACUAUGGGGUCGUCAUGGAAGGAAAUGUAAUCCUGGAAUUGGACGACGGAAGUAAAACGCUGCUGACGCGUGGGGACGUAGCCAUUCAGCGUGGUACGAUGCACGCAUGGAAUAACCCCAGCGAUACAGAAUGGGCGAGGGUGUUGUUUGUGCUGCAGGAUUGUCUUCCGCUUAUGGUCAAUGGGAAGCGGUUCAAGGAAGACUUGGGCCAUGCAGCUGGUCAUGUACCAGGCAGUGGCAAUGACACAGAAUAA